AUGGACCUUUCAGCUGCUCCGAGUAUAAGUCCCCCGGUCUACAAAGCCAAAUAUUCCCGAGCUUGCACAUUCUGCAGGAAAAAGAAAGUAAGGUGUGAAGGAGGUUAUCCGUGCAAACAAUGCGCCGAUCAUGAUGAAAUAUGUGCAUUUACCGGGCGCCGACGGUUUGUGCGGAAACCACGGGCCGCCUAUGAAACAGUCUCUGCACGUCUCGGUCGACUAGAGGGGUUGAUCAAUUUGACAUCUGCACCACGCGAGGACUCUCACGCUGGUCAGGCUCCUAGCAGGGACAGAGAUGAAGCUCUACUUUUCCAGGAUGAUUCUCCUUCAACACAGGCCCAGGUUUCCUCAGAGAACGACGUGUCUGUGCUCGCGAACCCGGGAAGCGAGAAGGCAUCCGCGCCCUUUUCACAACUGCCACAGUCUCAUAUUUCUUUGCAACGAUACGAGCGCCAGAUGAAUGCUUUCGCAUCACCAAAUUUCCAGAACGACCACUGGUAUGUUGGACGAGAUGUGAAUGACACCCAUUCCUCCGGCUUCGAGCCCUCUCUAUCUGAUGCUAUGCCGGCAACAAUGACGACCGUGAAUGCAAAGGUCCCUAGCACCAUCGAAACUCAGACAGACUUAGCCGCCCCAUUUCCAGAGGAACCGGGCUCACAAGAAACUUCCAGCCUUAUUGCAGACGAGAUGCUUGCUCAAGGGCCAAGAUGUAUCAUGUCUAUCUGCUCGCAGCCUGCCAUCAGUUGGGUGGAGAGCAAGGUCAAAAUGCAAGGGGUCAGGGCGUCUAUUCUUCGAUUCACAGAAGACAUCACACGAAGGAUGAAAGUAGGACCGGAAAGCUUCCUGCAGUCAAGAACCCGGGCGCCUGAGCCAACGAAAGACAUCGCUUGGCUGUAUACCGAUGUAUUUUUUGACAAGUGCUUUGAAGCUGACAUCGGUAUUGUCGACAGCAACUGGUUCAGAAGCAGAUUGACCGAACAUCUCUUGAACAACACGCGAGACUUGGAGGAUCCUUCAUGGUAUGCACUCCGCUAUACAGUGUUUGCAUUUGGAUGUCGAGUCUCCCUUGGCAAAUCACAGUCUUUCUCGAGGGCGGUAGAGGCCUCCGUAGCCUUAUUCGAGAAUGCUUUGUCUGUUCAGCCAGACAUAUUACAAUGUCGCUCUUCGAUAAUCAGUGUAAGGGCCUUAUUAUUGAUGGCGUGCUUUAGUGAAGGGAUUGGCGCCCCUCACCUUGAAUACAUGUUGGCAUCGAAUGCGGUGAGAUUAGCGAUAUCAAAAGGUCUUCAUCGCCAGCCUUCAUCUACUUGGAAUUGGCCACAGCAAGAGAUACGCAAACGGAGCAAGCUGUUCUGGACUCUCUAUGCACUUGACAGACAGAUCGCCUCUCGAUCUGGACGUCCACCAGCCAUUGACGACGACGAAAUCAGCUGCGAUGUGCCCAACACGUUAUUACUUAACGACGUUGGAAGUGACACACUUUUCACGAUAUGCAUCAAGCUCAGUCAAAUUCAAUCUCGUGCAUAUAAACAUCUUUCCAGUGCUCGAGCCCUUCGCCAAUCUACCGAAGACCUAAUCAAAGCAGUGGCUGAGCUGCAUGAAGAGGUUGUCUUGUUUAAGCAAUCCAUCAACCAUAUCAUCUCACUUGACGAACAAUUAGAUGAGAUGUCGAUGCCACGGACCAUGACCAUGUUCUCACUAAUCAUGAUUUACUUUCUAUACUAUAGUGUUUUGUUUGACAUUCACAGCCCGUUGGUGCUUCCCUGGUUCGACUUUGCCAGAUCAAAACGGCCCGAUGCUUUCCAUUCUCAGGUCCAGGAUUCGUGUGCCAUUGUCUCCAGAACAGCGCGGGCGGCUAUACUGGCCUGCAGAUUUGUUCAGCUUGGCGCAAACACUCCAGUCCUAUUCGCCAUGUAUAUACCCCAUCGAGCGCUUAUACUGCUCUUCACGCAUAUUUUGAAUAACCCAGCUGCUGAAACAGCUCAGUCAGAUCUUGUUUUGAUGGAAAUUGCCUCUGGCUUCAACUCCCGACUUGAAUUUGCUACAGAAGGCUCUUUUUCGUUUCCAUUCGCUAAAGAAUGGGUAAUGUUCGCGUCUGCAGCCGUGAGUCGAGCAAGAUCGGCAAGGGUUGUACAUCCCCAAGCCAUCGAGCCGAAGACUUCAGGAGUCCUAGGAACAGACAUCGAUACUGACACAAAUAAUUCUGCCUUGAAUGAAGAGGAGUGUCUCCAAGAAUUGUUCGACCCGGAAUUUGAGGUCGAUAUGGAAUUAUGGAGUACUCUGGUGCCCGUGACCACCUCAGAGCCCUUUAAUCUGAGCCCCUUCACCAGCUUGACUCAAUAA
This is a messenger RNA of Exophiala oligosperma, 2340 nucleotides long. RefSeq lists its product as uncharacterized. The record is from RefSeq and is a predicted model, not a curated record. The coding region runs from base 1 to 2340 and encodes 779 amino acids. Gene Ontology annotation, biological process: DNA-templated transcription; regulation of DNA-templated transcription. Lineage: Eukaryota; Fungi; Ascomycota; Eurotiomycetes; Chaetothyriales; Herpotrichiellaceae. The transcript has 8 exons. Gene Ontology annotation, molecular function: DNA binding; DNA-binding transcription factor activity, RNA polymerase II-specific; zinc ion binding.